Messenger RNA from Quercus robur (English oak), 1104 nucleotides. RefSeq names its product glutathione S-transferase L3-like. Gene Ontology annotation, cellular component: cytoplasm. Bases 167 to 883 code for a protein of 238 amino acids. Gene Ontology annotation, molecular function: glutathione transferase activity. The record is from RefSeq and is a predicted model, not a curated record. The transcript is spliced from 10 exons. Lineage: Eukaryota; Viridiplantae; Streptophyta; Magnoliopsida; Fagales; Fagaceae.
UUUGGAGUUCGUCAUUGCUCGCGACUUCAUAGAAUCACGGUGAGAAAACUCCUAUAAAUAUGGUAGAUCGGGGAACCAUAAAUCACAUUCAGCAUCAGAUUAGAAAGACUAUAAACUAAAACCUCAGAACUCUCCGAACAACAACAACAAAAAAAAAACAUCAUCAAUGGUAGCUGCGAUCGUGAACGAGCAUCUUCCCACACCUUUGGAUGCCACUUCUGAACAACCUCCUCUCUUUGAUGGAACUACAAGGUUGUACGUCUCUUAUACAUGCCCGUUUGCACAGCGUGUGUGGAUCCUCAGGAACUACAAGGGAUUACAUGACAAGAUUAAAUUAGUUCCAAUUGACCUUCAAAACAGGCCUGCUUGGUACAAAGAGAAAGUCUACCAUGAAAACAAGGUACCCUCAUUGGAACACAAUGGCAAAGUCAUUGGGGAGAGCCUUGAUUUGAUUAAAUAUGUAGACAGCAACUUUGAAGGACCUUCUCUUCAACCCAAUGAUCCUGCUAAAAAAGAGUUUGCUGAAGAACUGAUAACCUACAGUGAUACCUUCAACAAGAUAGUGUACACAUCAUUCAAAGGAGACACUGUCAAAGAAGCUGGCCCUGCUUUUGACCACCUAGAGAAUGCUCUUCAUAAAUUUAAUGAUGGGCCUUUCUUCCUUGGCCAUGAGCUCAGUUUGGUGGACAUAGCUUACAUCCCGUUUGUUGAAAAAUUCCAAGCCUUCCUUUCAGGAGUGUGGAAUUAUGACAUCACUGCAGGAAGGCCUAAACUUACUAAGUGGAUCGAGGAGGUGAACAAGAUUGAUGCUUAUAAGCCAACAAAGACGGAUCCCAAAGUGAUUGUUGAAUUAUUCAGUGCCCGCUUUUUGGCUAAGCACUGAACAUACCAGCACAGUUCCAUUGGACGUUAAUUAGUGAAAUAAGUGGCUGUCUUUUAUUUUUUAUUUUUCUUUUGUUGAAGAAAUAAGUGGCUUUCUGCCUUAUUGUAAUGUUUCUUAGUAUAUCAUGUCUUACGUGUGUACGUACUAGUUGAAGAUAUAGACAGCGUCUGAUCAGCAUGUAUGGAUUGGUUAAAUAAAUAUAAGUCAUUCGGUUCAGAACA